GAACCGGCGCCUUCUCCUUGCUUCUUGGGGUCGUGGCCUUGCUCCCGCUGUGCGAGGCAAGCGUUCGGCCUCGUCCACGCGCGUGUGUGCGCGUGGGCCCUGUAGUGCUCGUGGGUCCACGCUAGGACUUUGCGGGGACAGAAGAAGCCAUGGGCGGGACCUCCAGCACCCGCCGGGUCACCUUCGAGGCGGACGAGAAUGAGAACAUUACCGUGGUGAAGGGCAUCCGGCUUUCGGAAAAUGUGAUCGAUCGUAUGAAGGAGACCUCUCCAUCAGGCUCGAAGUCUCAGCGGUAUUCGGGUGCUUAUGGUGCCGCAGUUUCUGAUGAAGAACUGAAAAGAAGAGUAGCCGAGGAGCUGGCUCUGGAGCAAGCCAAGAAAGAAUCCGAACAUCAGAAACGACUAAAGCAAAGCAAAGAACUGGAUCGAGAGAGGGCUCUUGCCAAUGAGCAGUUAACCAGAGCUAUUCUCCGUGAGAGGAUAUCAAGUGAGGAGGACCGCACAAAGGCAAAGCACCUGGACAUUGAUGUCAAAGCUAAGCUGCUGGAACAGAAAGAUCGAGUGAUAAAGAGGCAGGAUGCAUUCUACAAAGAGCAGCUGGCUAGACUGGAAGAGAGGAGCUCAGAGUUCUACAAAGUCACCACUGAACAAUAUCAGAAAGCUGCUGAAGAGGUGGAAGCCAAGUUCAAGCGGUAUGAGGUCCACCCUGUCUGUGCGGAUCUGCAGGCCAAAAUCCUCCAGUGUUACCGCCAGAACUCCCAGCAGACCCUCAGCUGCUCUGCGCUGGCCAACCAGUACAUGCGCUGCGUCAACCAGGCCAAACAGAGCAUGAUUGAGAAGGGAGGAUAAAAUCAACUUUACAACAAGCAAAGCUCCUUCAACGUUAAUUCCAGAGGUGGAACGUUUUUCCCUAGUAAGAAAGCAACCUAUUUAAAGAGAGAAGACGCCACAGAGAAGCACAUCGCAGUUUGGCCAACGAUCUGCAAAGCCAAGGCCCAGGCCAGCCAUCAGCCGAGAAAGACCCGCUGCCUGCCAGACCCCAUCCGUGAGGCAGGCGCAGGGCAGCCCCUCGCCUUUUGUGCGUUCUAGUCAGCUUUCUCUCCUCACCGAGCCAUCCUGUGGUGAACCUCCACUCCAGCAGAGCGCGUGGGCUGGGAUCGGGUGCGGGGAUCCGAGUGGGGGUGGGCAGAGCACCCCCCGGCGGCGGCAGUGCUGGGCAGAAUCGCCCAGACUGCGGCGUGUUGGGUUUCGUUUCCCCCCUCGACUGGGAGCUGCUCCUGUUACCUUAUUGCGAUCAUGUAAAGAAGACAAAACGGAGAGAAAGGCCCCCUUUUACUGGAAUAAUGUUUGUGAUUACAUGUGAAAUAAGGCAUUUUUUAUCACAAAAGGCAGCCUUGGCUUGUAUAACUGCUUCUCUGUUAUGAAUACUGACACCUUGACUUCACUCACUAUCAAUAAUAAAUAUAUUUUCUGACGAAGAC
Messenger RNA from Molossus molossus (Pallas's mastiff bat), 1480 nucleotides. It is a transcript of the gene CHCHD3, whose product is annotated as coiled-coil-helix-coiled-coil-helix domain containing 3. The transcript has 9 exons. Bases 150 to 848 code for a protein of 232 amino acids. Gene Ontology annotation, biological process: inner mitochondrial membrane organization. Gene Ontology annotation, cellular component: MICOS complex; mitochondrion. The record is from RefSeq and is a predicted model, not a curated record. Lineage: Eukaryota; Metazoa; Chordata; Mammalia; Chiroptera; Molossidae.